AUGGAAUCAAAUCACAAAUCCGGGGAUGGAUUGACCGGCACACAGAAAGAAGCCGCCCUCCGUGCGUUAAUUCAGCGAACGGGAUAUAAUUUGAUCCAGGAAAAUGGGCAGAGGAAAUACGGAGGCCCACCACCUGGCUGGGAUGGCCCUCCACCGGAGAGGGGGUGUGAGAUCUUUAUUGGGAAACUGCCCCGAGACCUCUUUGAAGAUGAACUUAUACCACUGUGUGAAAAAAUUGGCAAAAUCUAUGAAAUGAGAAUGAUGAUGGACUUUAAUGGCAACAACAGGGGCUAUGCCUUUGUGACCUUCUCGAAUAAACAGGAGGCGAAGAAUGCAAUAAAGCAACUCAAUAAUUAUGAAAUUAGGAAUGGGCGUCUCCUCGGAGUCUGUGCUAGCGUGGAUAACUGCCGCCUGUUUGUGGGAGGGAUCCCCAAAACGAAGAAGAGGGAGGAAAUUUUAGCAGAGAUGAAGAAAGUCACAGACGGAGUUGUGGAUGUCAUUGUCUACCCUAGUGCAGCCGAUAAAACCAAAAACCGGGGUUUUGCUUUUGUGGAAUAUGAAAGCCAUCGGGCAGCAGCCAUGGCCAGAAGAAAAUUGCUCCCAGGAAGGAUCCAGUUGUGGGGACACCCUAUUGCCGUUGACUGGGCAGAACCAGAAGUGGAGGUGGAUGAAGACACCAUGUUGUCGGUAAAAAUUCUCUAUGUGAGGAACCUCAUGCUCUCAACCACUGAAGAGACCAUAGAAAAGGAGUUCAACAACAUCAAACCAGGUGCAGUAGAGAGAGUAAAGAAAAUUAGAGACUAUGCCUUUGUGCACUUCAAUAAAAGAGAAGAUGCAGUUGAAGCUAUGAAAGCCUUGAAUGGGAAGGUGCUAGAUGGGUCCCCGAUCGAGGUGACGUUAGCCAAACCCGUCGACAAAGACAGCUACGUCAGAUACACCCGGGGCACAGGUGGCAGAGGUACCAUGCUGCAAGGAGAAUACACCUACGCCUUCGGACACGUGUAUGACCCCGCCACCACCUACCUGGGUGCCCCGGUUUUCUACGCACCAACUACCCCCAUCCUCCACUUCCCCACCACCAAGGGGCUCAGCAACAGGAGCAUCAUCCGGCCCCCAUCCAUCCGAGAAAUUUACAUGAAUGUACCUGUAGGGGCUGCGGGAGUUAGAGGACUGGGAGGUCGUGGCUACCUGGCGUACACGGGCCUGGGGCGCGGAUACCAGCUCAAAGGAGAAAAGAGGGGAGAGGAUAAACUCUACGACCUCUUGCCAGGAAUGGAGCUCACGCCGAUGAACCACGUCACGCUAAAGCCCCAAGGGAUCAAACUCGCUCCUCAGAUCUUAGAAGAAAUCUGCCAGAAAAACAACUGGGGACAGCCUGUUUACCAGCUCCACUCUGCAAUUGGCCAAGACCAAAGACAGCUCUUCCUAUACAAAAUCACCAUCCCUGCCCUCGCCAGCCAGAACCCUACUAUACAUCCCUUCACACCACCCAAACUCAGUGCCUAUAUCGAUGAAGCCAAAACCUACGCAGCAGAAUACACCCUUCAGACACUGGGGAUUCCCAUGGAAGGAGCAGAGGUGCCUCCUGCAGCGCCAGCUUUUCCAGGUUAUACCAUUGCUAACGCAGCUGCCACUGUCACAGCUACUCAGCUCAAACAAGCAGUGACUAUGGGACAAGAUUUAGCGACAUACGCAGCCUACGAAGCCUACCCUGCCUUCGCAGUUGCUGCACGCAGCGAUGGCUAUGGAGCAUUUUAA
Molecule: messenger RNA, 1758 nt
Organism: Pygoscelis adeliae (Adelie penguin)
Lineage: Eukaryota; Metazoa; Chordata; Aves; Sphenisciformes; Spheniscidae
Gene: A1CF
Product: APOBEC1 complementation factor
Cellular component (GO): nucleus
Molecular function (GO): mRNA binding
Source: RefSeq, a predicted model, not a curated record